Messenger RNA from Pyrenophora tritici-repentis Pt-1C-BFP, 153 nucleotides. NCBI's taxonomy places the organism in Eukaryota, Fungi, Ascomycota, Dothideomycetes, Pleosporales, Pleosporaceae. The record is from RefSeq and is a predicted model, not a curated record.
AUGUCAACGGCUCGUUUGUUCCUGCACCUUCAACGUCUGGGUUGCCCUUUGCGGACCAACUUCUGCUUUCGGUAUGCAUUUCGAGAAUCUGGGGUAAAGUGCAUUGGCGUGGGCGUGGUGUUGUCGCGCAAGAAAAUCAUCGUACGAUUCUGA